AUGCGCAACGUCGAAAUUUUGCGAACUGCAUCCAUGGUUGUGGUCAUGGCCUUGAUUUUCGCUUAUCUUCGGAAGCCUCUCGUCGAACAUCACGAAAUCAACGUCCGUAGUCUGCCGUUGAAGAAAUUGGCUUCGGACAACCUGAUACACUCUUCUGUUGUUUGCGUUCCGAGUGCUGUUGGAAAACAAUGCUCAUACCGUAAUUUGCUCUUCUUCAUAGAAGAGCAUGUUUUCGUUUUCGUUUUUGGUGAAAAUUCUCGAUUGCUUGGUAUAACCCUCGAAGAGCUUGGUGGUUUCAACGGCGUGCCCGUGCUUGAUCAUCGAAGCGAACUAAUGCGAGUUGCAGUAUGUUUUGCUGAGGACUUGCAGUUUCUUUUGCCGAAUUAUGUUUUUAGUACGCCCGAAAAUCCGUUAGUUUUCUUUCAUCGAUUCAAACCAGAUAAUUUGAUGCACGUUUUACAUGACGACGUGUUCCCUCUGAUGGCUACGCAGCAAUUCUGGUGCGAGCUUUCCGAGUCGAAAUGUCCUAGUGUUUUUAUCAUCAUUUGCGAUUCCAAAGGUUCUAACAAGUAUGAUAUCAUUUACGAGGCCACCACCGAAGGUCGUGCGAUUAUCUGGAAUGAUUUCUUGCAUGAAAUCGCGCAAUUUCGGGUUAAAAUGCCGAAAGCCGAGAAAGGAACACCGAAGUACAUCGCCAAUAAAAUAAAAGCGAAGGGGUUGCAGAAGUUGAGAUGGUAUUGUCAGAUGUGUCAGAAACAGUGUCGCGAUGAAAACGGAUUCAAGUGUCAUACCUCGUCGGAAUCACAUCAGCGUCAACUACUGCUGUUCGCAGAUAACCCACACAAAUACUUGGAUUCUUUUUCAAAGGAAUUCGAAGAAUCCUACAUGCAACUGGUCAGGCGUUGUUACGGGACCAAACGAGUUAACGCAAACCAGGUGUAUCAGGAGCUGAUCAAGGAUAGAAGUCAUAUUCACAUGAACGCAACCGUAUGGGUUACGCUCACAGGCUUCGUGAAGCACCUCGGCAGAUGUGGGAAAGUUAUUGCCGACCAAACGGAGAAGGGGUGGUUUAUAACCUACAUAGACAGAGAUCCUGAUACAAUUGCAAGGCAAGAAGCCCUAGCAAAGAAGAAAAAGAUGGAGAAAGAUGACGAGGAACGAUUACAGGAGUUCAUUGACAGACAGGUGGAACUUGGUAAGAAGGAAGAAGAAGAUUUAGCCAACGAAGAGAAGUUCACUGAAUUAGUACGACCUCAUGACGAUGAAACUCCCAUCAAACUCGAGUUGAAGCUCUCGGAAAAGGCUCUCAAACGAUCGGCUCUCGUGAAAAAUGAAGACAAUGCUGGUCCAUCGUCUCAGUCAGCAGCGAAAAUGACGAAAUUAGAAGCCGCCACCAGAACAGAUGUGAAAGAUAAGAAAAAAUGGAAGGCCGACCAAAAGCCAAAUGUUCUUGCUGAAAUGAUGAAAGAGAACGAGGAGAGAAAAGAGAAGAUCAAUAGGAAAGAUCAGUGGAUAACGGAAGGAAUUGUGGUCAAAGUGGUUACCAAGUCGUUGGGUGAUCAGUUUUACCGAAAGAAAGGGGUCAUAAUUCAAGUUGGAAAUAAGAAAAAUGCUGAUUUCCCCGAUCCAUAUUGUGCUAUAGUCAAAAUGAACGAUACUGGUGCACGCAUAAAAUUGGACCAGGCUCAUCUUGAAACUGUUAUACCAGCGACCGGUCGUAUUGUGAAAAUUGUGAAUGGUUCCUACCGUGGAGAAGAAGCUAUCCUCCUUUCGAUUCAUGAGAAACUUUUCAGUACAUCCUUGGAAAUCAAGGGAAGCUUUUCGCAGUCGUCCGCGGAUAGUGAGAUUCGUUGGCCCAUGAUGUGUUUGCCCUCGACGAAUGAUCUCGUUGUCAGUGUCGGCGUGCCGGGACGAAGUGCGAACGCAUCCUUCGUAUAA
Messenger RNA from Notodromas monacha, 1938 nucleotides. Lineage: Eukaryota; Metazoa; Arthropoda; Ostracoda; Podocopida; Cyprididae. The record is from the annotation of a GenBank genome assembly.